AUCGUAACGACCGGCGUCAUGCUGUGGCACGAGCACCACACAGUAGAGUUUCUAAAACACGACGUACGAUGUUGUAAUGAGUGCUAACUUUAUCUCUACGAUCGAUGUACUGUGCUGUGUGAUUGUUUGUUUUGGCUCAGUCAGAUGAUAUUUGGAGAGCUGACAAGAAUUCUCGGGAAAGUUCCUGCCAUGCGCAUUUAUAUGCAUAACACCAGAGGCUUCCUGUCAGGAUAAAUAACCACCUGGGACACAGGUAAAACCUGAAAAUAACGAAUUCACCAUGACGGAGGCAGAAGCAGUGUUGGUCAAACUCAAAGAGAUCGGAAAGGAUCUGGGCAAAGAAAAUAUCACGGAUACUUUGGCUCAAAUAUUGGAUAAUGCGUCUAAGAACGGAGGAAACUUUCGUACACUUCUCACCAAAUUUGGCCGUAUAGGACUUGGUGUUAAGGAUAUGCUUGAUCCGAACCCGGUAAACAAGUGCCGUGGUUUAAUCGCCGUUGUGUCUGCCAUUCGCGACUUGGUUGUCAUUUUUGAAACACCCGCCAGGGAGUUUGCUCAGUUUGUUAGCUCCGUUUUAUUUGUGGGUCAAGUUACUUCAUCUUGUGCUGUGAGUGGUCUGGAUGGGAUUCAGAAGGGAAACGCCAUUGCUAUGUUGACUAAGGUAAUUUCGGACACCCUUGAUUCUCACGGAGAUGCCAUGAUCAAAAGCAAUGUUGAUAGCACGUGUCGAGUGUUUUCCUUUGCGCACAACGUCAUUAUAGGUGCAUGUUCUGAUUCGGACAAAAGUCCAAGUAGAAGCGACAUUUCUGAUUUAAUACAAAUGAUAGACAUAAAAGCCGGUAUCAAAACGCUAGGAAAAAUAGAAUCAAGGAUCUCAUCGUUGAUGGAAAACCAGCCAAAAGCACAAUCUGAAGAAGCGGUAUCCACGUACACUGAACGAGUCCUCAAGUACAUCGACAUGUACUGUCACCUGGCGAUUCUACGUGACGCCGUCAUGUUGGAGUUCUAUGCUCUUCUGACAUCUUCAGGACAUUCUGGCUGUCUAGCAGAGGGUGUCAGAGCAGGUCUUAAAGGCGAACAUGAGCGGGACAGGAACCUGGUAAAAUCCCUGGUACUUCCUAAUCAAAAACAUGUCCGGUUUGCUUCUUUCUUUGAUCCUGACCGCUGGCCGUUCACCUUCAAAUUCAUGGAAGAUUGCAAAGAUUUGCCAGCUCUGGAAAACUUAGAUAAGGUACCGAUAGCCAUGAGAACAAUGAAAUGGAUGAAUUGGUUUGCAACACACGACACAUCACCAGCAAUAUGUCUUCGAUCCUUGAAAUCCUCUUUAGAGAAACCUCUGGACAAGACCAAACACAACUUCGUGCUAUUGAAAAAGGAAGUUUCGUCGUGUUAUUAUAUCUGUCCCCAAAAUCAGGACAAUAAGUAUGUUGUAAUGAGGGAAGGCAAUAAGAAGUGGGUGGAUAUAAAGUGUGGGAAGCCAGGCAGAGAAGGCGAAUGGAACAUCUUUAAUGUACAAGACAAUGACUCCAUGUACAUGUUAGUCCACUAGACGGUGGCCACUUCAUUUUAUGACCAUGUCGGACACUUGGUUUGGAUGGAUAGAAGGACGAGUAGUGUCUCUUUCGGAUCCUUCCGCGCAUUGGGUCAUUCAGUACAAUGGAUCAAAGAUGAUGUGAUGUGCCUUUUAAAUGUCUGUUAAUUUGAAGUUGAUUUGUACAUGUUUGUUUAGCAUUGUGGCAAUCAUCGCUUCUAUAUCAACUUGGUUUAGUAAGACUGCAUCCGUUUGCAUUGUACAAUUCCAAGAAUUUGACAUAAUGUCCCAAUUGUCUAUACCUUUUAUGGGUUUUGGCCACCAUCAUCAGAUGAUCAUUCAAAAUACCUUUCGCUCAUGGUCCGUGGUGCUUCCGUCUGUAGACAAUUCUUGUUACCGCUAUUUCUUGAGGACACUAGAGUGAUUUAGGUACCUAGUUGUGCCAAUUUAUCUUUGAGGUUAAUUGGAAACAAAAUGGCCGACAGCCAACAACUUUAUCUUGGGUUUUGACAGUUUAAGUUGUUACACGUAUCGCUAUUACUAGAGAGCUACUGAUUUUUCUGAAACUCCAUAUGUCCAUAAUUGUGGCCGUUCAAUAUUGAGUCUGAUCUAACGCGCAAAAUGGCCGAAUGGUGACCAUCUUAAAUUUUGAUAUUCAAAAAUUAUUAUAUCACUUGGUCUUGAGAGAUAUUGAGAAUAUAUUUCUCAGACUUUAUAUUUAGGAUCUUAGAAAUAGGAUUUAGAGAGAAAGAGACAGAGAGUUAUUUGUAUUGUCAAAAAGAAUACACGACAUGUAAUAUCAAA
This is a messenger RNA of Pecten maximus, 2335 nucleotides long. RefSeq lists its product as uncharacterized. NCBI's taxonomy places the organism in Eukaryota, Metazoa, Mollusca, Bivalvia, Pectinida, Pectinidae. The record is from RefSeq and is a predicted model, not a curated record. The transcript is spliced from 2 exons. Bases 281 to 1549 code for a protein of 422 amino acids.